Messenger RNA from Trichophyton benhamiae CBS 112371, 1692 nucleotides. RefSeq lists its product as uncharacterized. The coding region runs from base 1 to 1692 and encodes 563 amino acids. Lineage: Eukaryota; Fungi; Ascomycota; Eurotiomycetes; Onygenales; Arthrodermataceae. The record is from RefSeq and is a predicted model, not a curated record. The transcript has 2 exons.
AUGGAAUAUAACUAUCAUAAAGAGCGGUGGAAAGAGGAAUUCCGCUGGGCUAGGAAGUUCAUGUUUUGGAGGUCUUCGCAUGCGGAUUAUAGUUGGAUAUGGUGGGACCAAGAUGGUGAGAAAUCAAGGCAACGAGCUGAAGAUGAGGGUCGGCUACGGCGUAUUCCCUUGCGGUUGAUGAGAUAUGCCGUCAACGGACUGAGGCCCAGCUCGCACUCACAAGCCAACCCUGAGCUUGGUGUUCCCGCAAUGAGCCGCUUGUCUACCCUUCGAAGACACCAUAACCGCAGAGCCAUGGAAUAUGAGGAUCUUAAUGUACCACGGCGUACCGAUUUGAGCCUUUCGCCCUCUUUGAGGACACGAUCCAAGUCCUUCGAUAAUAGUGGGUAUGGAGUAGGAAGCGAAGCACCACCUCGCCCUGCAGCUCGAAAAACACAUUCCGAAGGCUACUAUGAUGACUCACGCCACGUACGUUUUCACAGUCCAGCUACUCAGCCACUCCAUACUAGAAGAAGGCAUGGACGAAGCAGCAUCCUGAGCAUGGGCAAUUCCAUGGACGAGACACAUGGCGAAAAAUCACUUUCCUGGAAAUAUAGAGCAUGGGGUGCAAGGAUGCAAUGUCAGACCUUUGGUGAUACUCCUGGAGUUCUCAAGGGCCAUGCCGGCCGACCAGGCACAGCAAUGUCGUUUGCUCUCAAAAGCAUGAUAUCAUCAGGGUCUGGCUCAGAUAUAUACCAGUCUCAUCAUUAUGAUACUGGGACUCAGCCGGCUCCUCGAUUGCCAAAUCGUCUUACUCCAGAGAUCAGGAGACAGAUACCAAGACCACGAUGUCGGCCAGGAGAAGAUACUCUUCGCAUCCGCAAAUGCCGCGGGAUACGCCGUCGACCUCCUCUCGAGAAUUGCUUGAGCCGCCCUGAAGUACGUCUAGUCGACAAUUUGGAUAGAAAGCUCGAGUGGCUAUCGAGUGAAAUGGACCCAGGUCGAAAGUCAUUUGCGUUUCUCCUUCUCCACAACCAUUGGCUCAACCGGGCCACUUGGGUUGUAAUGGAUCCUUCAUCAAGACUCACUGUUCAGAAAAAAAGAAUACAGAGUGAUCCCAGAGUAAAUAAGAAGGCGUUUGGCGGUAAAAGCAAUGCUGUUAUACCCGACCUUACCCCUGAACCAAGAGCCAGAGCAGUUACGCCACGGAUAGAUUCCUGGAGGGUAGCAGUCAACCAAGCGAGGGUGUCUUCUGGAGCGAAAGAGAUUCCAAAGGUUGAAUUACUCGAAGGCUCAGCUGAAGAGGCUGCUGAUAAUAACGUUGACCCAGCAAGCUGGAUUCUCAAGAAACCCCCACAAGGACACGGAAUGUCGAAUAAGCAGAAACAGAAAUACUUCGAAGGGCCUGGUGGUUGGUCUGAGAAGCUCGAGUACUGGGAGAACGUUCCCCGGUUGUAUAGGGUCCGGAGGGUAGUUCUUCAAGGCAAAGCCAACCGCCGGUGUGUUGUUAGAACUGGAAAGGGCAUAUAUCACGGCGUUGAGAGAGCUGCUCGGGAAGCAAGAAGGCUCAGUGCCCAGCAGUACCAGAAAAUCAGGCAGCUUGAGAGGUCUGAAAAAUCGGGCCGGGGGGUUUGUCGAUGCAUCAACGAGACGAAGGCUGAACCAAACAGAACCACAGCAUUCAUGGAAAUUAUUCUUACCGUUCGGAGCUAA